Lotus japonicus is the source of this 1186-nucleotide messenger RNA. RefSeq lists its product as uncharacterized. The transcript has 7 exons. Gene Ontology annotation, molecular function: translation initiation factor activity. The record is from RefSeq and is a predicted model, not a curated record. NCBI's taxonomy places the organism in Eukaryota, Viridiplantae, Streptophyta, Magnoliopsida, Fabales, Fabaceae. Gene Ontology annotation, cellular component: cytoplasm; eukaryotic translation initiation factor 3 complex. The coding region runs from base 213 to 890 and encodes 225 amino acids.
ACGCAAUCGGUUCCUUAAAAUUUAUUUGACGGCAGUUUAUGUUCGUCCUCCUCUGACUCCAACCCAACCCUACUGUGCCCUAAUUCCUCAAAUCGGAGCGUGACCCUCCACCGCCCCAACCCUCUUCCGACCACCGAUUACGCCGCCGUCUGCUCACCAGUUGUGGUUACCAAGGACUCUGUUGUUCUGUUUUAUCCACGAACUGCUACGAAAUGGAUGAUUGGGAGGAAGAGCAAUUUACUCCUCUUGAUGUUAAAAAAGAUCAACCUAUAAGUAAAUGGGAUGAUGAAGAUGUGGAUGAAAAUGAUGUGAAGGACUCGUGGGAGGAUUUUGAUGAGCCUGCUCCGGCACCUGUUGCACCUGCUGUAAAAGAUGCUGAGAAGGCUCCUCAAAAACCUUCUGAAAAAGCUGCUGAAAAGAAGGGAAAGAAAGUAGAACCAGUGAAGGAAGAACCAUUGGAUCCCUUAGCUGAAAAACUUCGCCAACAAAGACUAGUUGAAGAAGCAGAUUAUAAGUCCACUAAGGAGUUGUUUGGUGGGGGUCCUGAUGAAAAGAAUAUUGAUACUUUCAUACCAAAAUCUGAGAGUGAUUUCUUGGAGUAUGCUGAGCUCAUCUCACACAGAUUGCGCUCUUUUGAGAAAAGUUAUCACUAUAUGGGUUUACUGAAGGCAGUAAUGAGACUGUCAAUGACUUCUCUUAAAGGAGCAGAUGCAAAAGAUAUUGCAUCUUCAAUAACUGCCAUUGCAAAUGAGAAGAUAAAAGCAGAGAAAGAAGCCAAUGCUGGUAAAAAGAAAACAGGUGGCAAGAAAAAGCAGCUUAAUGUUGACAAACCUGAUGAUGAUAUAGUUUCUGAUCGAUAUGAUGCUAUGGAUGAUUAUGAUUUCAUGUGAAAUUUUUUGGUUCAGUUUCCUUCAGAUUCAGUCAUGAGAUUCAACUGUUUCAACAUUGGAAGUUGGAAAAAGACCCUUCGGCAUGCCUCUGUCAAAAGUUGAUGAGUACUAUCAUGUAUUUUGUUCAAUAAGAGUGUGUAUCAGUGUCUUUUUUCAGGUUCAAUUUUGUCACCAUUUUUAUAUACUUGGAUGUUGGUUUUUCACUAGAUGAUUUAUAAAAGUUAAAAAGAUUGAAGAUGAACGUAGCAACAUUCAACAUGACUUUUACCUUGAAUAUAUUUAUUGGAUUGUAUGGA